AUGGACUUAUGCGAGACAGGAGAGGCGAAGGAGAGGCGGAUAAUUGCUUUGGAUGCUCAACUAUGCAAGAGUAGGGAAAACUCACUUGGGAAACAGGAGCGUGUUGAGCUCUCGGAGAAGAUCCAAGAACGCUACGGUGCCGGUCAUAAUCUUUAUACUAAGGAGCAACUGACCAGUCUGAUGAAGCAGAUAGCCAACAAGACCACACCUUGCCGGAUCAUUAUUAUGAACGGCAAGAUGACCGAGGACUAUGAUGAUCCAGAGCGGUGUUUUAGGGAGCAACUUGAACAUCUUUCCGAAACUUUCUUGCUCUGUCGACUUGGAGCACGCAGUACUGCCUUGUCCACAGACCUCAGCCCAAGACGCCGUGGACGUUGUGAAGACACGUGCGGGUUUCGAGGAGCAAGAGACGGCUUCGGAGGCAAGUCUGCAAUCUGGGACACUCAAAAAUAUUCUGUCCUCGCCCCGACCGCCAGCGAGAUGAACAAGAUCGUCUCCUUCGGUCUGGGCGACCUUCCUGAUGACGAACAUGCCAAAUCUGAACAGUGUCAGGAUGACAGACGAAACCGAAACCAGCACGAAGCCGUCUUGACGAUGGCACGAGUCCUGAAAGAGCGACUGGGGUUUUUCGAUGCCAACGAUUUGACGCUGGUCUUUAGUGUCUUUGAAGGCAUACCCGUCAAGCAGAUCAUUGCGGACCUGGCUAGGGCGGCCAUUGUCAUCUGGGUCAUUAUCAUGUUGCCUGGGGAUGGGGGACGGGGCUGGGUUCUUAUGAAGCACGGUGACAACGAAACAUGA
Colletotrichum destructivum is the source of this 798-nucleotide messenger RNA. RefSeq lists its product as uncharacterized. Lineage: Eukaryota; Fungi; Ascomycota; Sordariomycetes; Glomerellales; Glomerellaceae. Bases 1 to 798 code for a protein of 265 amino acids. The transcript has 4 exons. The record is from RefSeq and is a predicted model, not a curated record.